This is a messenger RNA of Polyodon spathula (Mississippi paddlefish), 5370 nucleotides long. RefSeq names its product BRD4-interacting chromatin-remodeling complex-associated protein-like. Gene Ontology annotation, cellular component: SWI/SNF complex. Lineage: Eukaryota; Metazoa; Chordata; Actinopteri; Acipenseriformes; Polyodontidae. The transcript is spliced from 17 exons. The coding region runs from base 161 to 5116 and encodes 1651 amino acids. The record is from RefSeq and is a predicted model, not a curated record. Gene Ontology annotation, biological process: positive regulation of DNA-templated transcription.
GUCUGCCCGCUUUACAUCCUGACUAAAUAUGCAUGCAUUGGAUUAAAUCUGUAAUCACUAUUAUUAUUUUGCAAGUUGUUUGGGAAUCUGACAUCUGCAAGCCUGUGCGCCCUAUUGAAAAAAAAAGGGAACACACUCGUAGGUCCGCAGCGCCACUGGGAUGCAAGCGUUAUGCAGCUUUCACAGCGCGGAUCUCGCCGAACCUUGGACAGCGAAGAAGGGGGAAGACUUGCAGCCAGCCGGCUCACUGUGUGACUGCGAGGCAAGCCGCCCAGGCAGCACUUCACAAACUGCAGUUGACAUGGAUGAUGAAGAUGGAAGGUGCCUCUUAGAUGUUAUUUGUGACCCCCAGGCCCUCAAUGAUUUCUUACAUGGAUCCGAAUCGCAGCUGGACAGUGAUGAUCUCUUCGGGGGUUCAGGGAACCCCGCUGGCUCCUUCUUUGUGGGCUCUGGGCACCACAUCCAGGAGCCACGCUGCUCCACCCAGCUGCUAGCCAGCGAGCACUCAUCCGCGCCCAGCGCCAGCGUGGACCUCGACUUCCUGGAGGAUGAUGACAUCCUGGGCUCUCCGCAUGGGGGGGGCAUGCCCGGCUCGGACCAGCCCUGUGACAUCCUGCAGCAGAGCCUGGCCGAGGCUAACAUCACAGAGCAGAGCCUGCAGGAGGCUGAGGAAGAGCUGGACCUGGAGACCUUCGGGCUGCCCAACCUCCCCGAGGGGACCCCCCUGCCCCCCGCCGCCCCCGCUCAGCUCUUCCAGGGCCUGGCGAAUAAAGCGAUAAACAUGCAGCCGUUGAUGCAGCAAAUGGGGCUGGGGAACGUCACCCUGCAGUCCCUUCAGGGGCUCCAGGCCCUGCCCAACGGGGGCUCGGGAGUGGGGGGACCCCUCGGCGGACCUCUGGGGAUCAGCCAGAUUCAAGUGGUGGGCCAGCAGGUGAUGGCUAUUCACCAGACCGGGCAGCCCGUCCUGACCAAGUCGAUGGGCGGCUAUCAGCUGGCCCCCCAGCAGUGCGCCCCCCAGCCCCCGGACUCCCUGCAGCCUCUCCAGGGCAAGCCCCCCGGGGGGGCCCUGAACGGGGGCUUCGGGAACGGGCCGGGCCCCCCGUCCCAGUGCAGCUCCCUCCUGCAGCCUCAGAACAUUGUGAUCCAGCGCACGCCCACCCCCAUCCAGCCCAAACCCCCUACCGGGGGGGUGAUCCAGCCCAAGAUCUACCAGCUCUCCCCCAAGACCAGCUUCUCGGCUGGGGGGGCGGGGCCGGGGGGCCAGGCUAGCACCCAGGGUGGGGUCCCGCUCUCUGCUCUGCAGGGGGAGGGUGGGCAGAAGCAGCAGCAGCAGAAUGUAGCUGUUCUGGCAGGCAAACCAGGGCAACAGAACUUGGUGUUUUCCACGCCAGGAGGAGCAUUUCCUCAAGCCUUGUCUGCCAGCUUGUUCAAGCACCAGCAAGGUCCCCAGCAGCAGCAGCAGAACCAGAACCAGAACCAGAACCAGAGCCAGCAGAGCAAACCCCUGAGCCUUCAUCUCCUCAACCAGGCUGGCAGCAUCGUCAUCCCGUCCCAGGCCAUGCUCCAGGGGCAGAGCCCCUUCCUGCUGCCCCCGCACCUCUCCUCCGCCCUGCAGGGGGGGGGCCAGAUCCUCGCCCAUCACCCCGGGGGGGGCCACAUCAUCGCCAGCCAGGGCCCCGGCGGACAGCUGAUUGCCAACCAGAUCCUCUCCAACCACCAGAGCCUGGCCGGACAGCUCAACCUGGGGCAAGUGCUGGCGUCGCAGGGGCCCCAGGGCCACAUCCAGCUGUCGGGCCCCAUCCAGCUGCAGGGGGGGGGGCAGGCUCUGUUCCAGAUGCCGGUGUCGCUGGCUGGGGGCUGCCUGCAGACUCAGUCGGGCGCUCCAGGAGCAGGAAGGGGCAUGACUGUGCCCUGCCCAGCGCUGACCGUCCUCAACCAGUCUCCGGAGCCCAGCGGUCAAGCGCUCGCGUCCCAGCAGCCCCGUCACCAGCGGUCUGAUUCCGCACUGGCCGCCGGGUUAAUGACUGGGGGCAGCAGUGACCAACAGCCCCCCCCUCCCCCCCCCCCUCCUCUCCCUGCCUCUAUGCUGACAGCACAGAUCCCUUCCCCCUCGCCGUCGUCUUCUUCGUCAUCAGCGGUGUCCUCGUCCUCCGCUCAGCCCCUCCAGAUCUCCGCUGUGCACCUCCAGCAGCCCCCCUCCCUGCACAGCCCCGGCCAGAUCAUCAUCAGCCAGCAGGGGGCAGGCAUGGUCCUCAGCCAGGAGUCAGUGCAGCUGUUCCUCCAACAGCAGCAAGCUCUCUUCCAGGCAGCAGAGAAAGGCGUUAGCCCCGCCUCCAGCUGUGUCCCCGCCUCUGUCAUCGUCAGCAGCAGCUCUGGCCCCUCCCCCUCCAGCCGGGAGAGCCUAUCAGCCGAGGCUAGACCUGGACAAGUCUCCGCCUCCUUCGGCUCUCCACACUCUGCAGCGCUGGUGUACCAGUUUGAUUACUUCCCAGCUUUCCUGACACCCGACAACAGCAGCCUUAUCACUCUCCACCAUCACUCCAUUCACCAACCCUUUGUCGCGCCUCUAGGUCUGCGAUCGAGCAAUCCGGAGAGUUCCCACAACGCUACGUGUGCACCUAAAAGACGUCACCCCCCCCUUGGAAGCCGGCUCCAGGUAAAGCCCCCAAAGGAGCGACUGUCCGCUUUUUCGAAUCCUCACGUCGAGCUCCCCCAGCCGGACGGAUGUCGCCCUGGGCCAGUUGCAGAGGUCCCGGGGGUCGAGGGGCCGGAUAACCACCCGGGGGGGUCCCCCCAACCCCAAUCUCAGCAGCAAGGGGGUGCCUCCGGCCCUCCCGCCUCCGUACAAUCCCCAGUCUUGAGACCCCACUCCCAGUCCCCCUACCAGCUAACCCCCGCUUCCCAACCAGAGCACCGGGCAGUGGGGUCCCCCAGCCCGCUGCAGCUGUCUCGUUGUAUCUUUAGGCCGGUAAAGCCCGAGGGUCCCCAGGUCCCGAGAGUCGGGGGAUCGGAGGAGGGGAGCCAGCCUGCCCAAAGCGUGUCGGGAGGGAACGUCGUCUCUGCCGUCGCAGACUACCUGUGCGUACACGCAGGUCCACUGAACCUGCAGCUGGUGGAGGCGCAGCUGCAGACCCUGUCGACCAUCGCACAGCCCUCCCUGCUAUACCGCACGUCCCCGUUGCGAAUCGACCGGCAACCCCCGUCCCCCGGAAGUCGGAUCCACCGGUGUGACUACGACGCCCGUCUGAGGGUCUCUCCUGCGAGGCAGACCGAAGGAAAGCUAUUCGCUGGGGGGGUGCAGAUCAAACAGGGGCCCCUCCCGCAGAGCGUGCAGCUGGGAUCCGUGACGACGCCCUUCACUGCACCGCCCAGUAAAGAAGCUCGGAUGCUGGAGCAGCUCCGCAGACAGCAGGGGGCAGUGUUGCACCCUGAUUAUCAGUCUCCCUUCAGCACCUUCGGGGAUGCUCUGCAAAGAUUGCUCCCCUACCACCUGUACCAGGGGACCCCCUCAUCGGGCAAGGACUACACCAGAGUGGAUGAGGAGUUUCAUAGUGUCUCUGUUCAGCUUCUCAAGCGCACCCAGGCCAUGCUCAACAAAUACAGACUGCUGCUGUUUGAGGAGUCCAGGCGCCAGGGCCCCUCUGCGGAGAUGGUGAUGAUUGACAGAAUGUUUAUACAGGAGGAGAAGACGGCUCUAUCUCAGGACAAAGUGCUGGCCAAGGAGAGACCAGACGAGUAUGUGCUUCCUUCCUGCGUCACACAGAGCCUCUCUACCGCUUCCUCCUCCUCCUCCUCUCGCCCGCGGCCUCCUGCCUCUUCCAGCCCCCUCUCCAGAAGUGCCACAGCCCCGCCUCUGAUCACACCCACCAAGCUGGUCAUCAAACAUGGCGGGGGGGCGUCGCCCUCGGUCUCCUGGGCCCGGGCUGCGCCCCCUCCCUCUGUGACAUCAUCGCCGGGGGGCGGAGAAGCGGACUCCUUGCCCUCCCGGAGCAGCAGACCCCCGAUGAAGACCUACGAAGCUCGCAGGAGGAUUGGGCUGAAGCUGAAGAUCAAGCAAGAGGCCGGCUUGAGCAAAGUGGUGCACAACACGGCGCUGGACCCCAUUCACACCCCUGCUAGCUCCCCCAAAACGCACGCGCCCGGCAGCUCGGUCAUCCGGACUGUCAGCAACAGCACCCCGGCCACGUCCACGGCGACCGGCACGCCCACGGUGAUCACGGCCACACAGGUCAACGGGACCCUGGGCCACCCGGUGGACAGGAAGCAGCCCACGCCUACUUCCUGCCGGCUCCCGCUGCGCAAGACGUAUCGGGAGAAUGUGAGCCCGGUGCGGCCGGGGGCUGAGGAGGGGAAAGGAGAGGGGUUUGGACACUUUGGGGGCCCCUCCCAGCCCCAAAACACGACCCCCACGACCCUGACACCCACUCCCAUCCCCACCAGCACCACCUCGACUACCUUCACCCCCCAGCCCAGGAGACUCCAGACACAGCAGCCAGCGUUAUUAGAGGAGGAGGAGAGAGGAAGAGGGGGGGGGUUGGACAGGGGCAGCAGGACUGUCAUUGCCACAGUGAGGCUGGAGAAGAAAGGGGCUCUGAUAUUCGGGAAGGACCGGGAGAGGCAGGACGAUGCAGCUGGCUUCAGGAAGCAGCUUUCUGGAGAGGAGGGGGAAUUCUACAGGACAGCGAUCAAGCAUGAGCCCCUCGACCACUGCAGCCCAGGCGGGGGGUUCAUAAACACACACCCAGGCUUCUCCGGCCCUGCCCGGGCUCGGGGAGUGGGACUGGGGGGGUCCCCUGAGGGGGAGGGGAGGGGCAUCUCGUGGGACAGCCCCUUCUCCAGCGUGGCCAAGCGGCGCAAAUCGGAGUCUCUGGACGUAGACAACGCCAGCUUCUCCAGUGGCAGCCCCCCCCAGGACGACUCUCUCAACGAACACCUGCAGAGCGCCAUCGACUCCAUCCUCAACCUGCAGCAGGGACAGGGGCCCCCCAGAGCCCAGCCCGGCCCCUGCAGGGGCCCCUCGAACACACACAGGCAGCAGCAGUCAGCUGCAGAGCCCGCUUACCCCCCCACGAGCCACAACGGGGGAGUGGACAAGGCAAGGACGUAUCGCAGAUAAUAGAGGCACAGCGGGGUCCGGCCGUCUCGCUGUCUGUGUGACAUUUGGCUCCCUGCUCAUUUGUUGUUAUUUUGUUAAUGAUGUGGACAGUGUCCCUGAACCAAGGGAGGACAGGAUCAUCCAGAAUGUUUACUUUUUAUCUAUUGUUCCCGCUUCAAAACUGAAGAACUGGACUGGGUCACACAGAGAGACACACAGAGACACACACAGAGAGACACACAGAGAGACACACACAGAGAGACACACAGAGACAC